Molecule: messenger RNA, 558 nt
Organism: Gongylonema pulchrum
Lineage: Eukaryota; Metazoa; Nematoda; Chromadorea; Rhabditida; Gongylonematidae
Source: the annotation of a GenBank genome assembly
AUGCCGUAUAUGUACAAUAUCACAAGCUGUGGACAGUAUGCUGCACAUCGACCUACUUACGAGAUCUGUGAAAAAUUUUACAAUCAGAGUUCUACAAAAGCAGUAUUGCGCAACGGAACAUUCAACGGUUAUCAGAAAUGGAUUGCGCCAAAGACUACGGAAUAUAGGAUUGAAGCAUACGGGGCAGCUGGAGGGCAGUUACCAAAGCAGACGAUUAAUAACUAUGGAGGCCGAGUGGUCACGGUGAUCAAUCUGACGACAGCGAUGGAGCUGGAUUUGCUAGUCGGCCAAAUGGGUGAAAGUCCGUGCGAUCAGUUCCAUGAAUCCGCUGCUGAUUUGAAAACUCACCAGUUUGAAGCAGUGAAAUAUCUGUGCAAAAAGGGGGACAGCAUUUGGGAUGAUGAUACAGCGACAGCCAAUGCAGUGAUGUUCCCUGGGACUGGUGGUGGCGGCGCAACAGUUGUUAAGCUUCACCAUAAAGUAAUACUGGUUGCGGGCGGUGGAGGUGGCAUUUUUCCUGAGCAGAUCGUCGAAUUAGAAAAGCCUGGAGUCAGGUAA